AAGUUUUCCGAAGGUUAGCUUGUUUUGAUUUUGUUUUUUCUCGCUACAUAGUUCAGGCUGGACUUGAACUUACUAUGUAGACCAGGCUGGCUCAACUCAAAGUGAUCCUCUUGCCUCAGUCUCCCAAGUGCUGGGAUCACAGGUGUGUGCCACCGUGCCCAACAGCUUUUGUAGUUUAUCUUUAAGAUACUCUGUUCUUGGAGUCAUGUGACACACUGUGCUUUCUUGUAUAAAUAGCAAGCCAUCUCCUGGCUUAAAGCAGUCUUUGAAUUUCAGCAUGAUCCCUUCUCAGCUGCUGGUUUCGGCAACAUUUUUAGUUUUCUGCUUUUUAAAAGUCAGCUCCUCGGCUACUUUCACUGCAGCUGUCUAUGAGCAUGCCGUGAUUCUGCCUAAUGUUACCUUAACCCCUGUGUCUUCUGAAGAGGCUUUGGCAUUAAUGAAUCGGAACCUGGACCUUCUCGAGGCAGCAAUCAUAUCAGCAGCCAAGCAGGGUGCACAGAUCAUUGUGACUCCAGAAGAUGGUAUUUAUGGUAUGAUCUUCACCAGGACAUCGAUCUACUCAUACCUGGAGGAUAUCCCAGACCCUCAAGUGAACUGGAUCCCCUGUGAUAACCCUAACAGAUUUGGCCUCGCUCCAGUACAAAGAAGACUCAGUUGCCUAGCCAAGGGCAAUGCUAUCUACGUGGUGGCAAAUAUAGGGGACAAGAAGCCAUGCAACACAAGUGACCCUCAGUGUCCCCCCGACGGUCGUUACCAGUACAACACGAAUGUGGUGUUUGAUUCUCAGGGAAAGCUGGUGGCCCGAUACCACAAGCGACAUCUUUUCAUGAAUGAAGAUCAGUUCGAUACCCCCAAGGAGGCUGAGGUUGUGACUUUUGACACCGCCUUCGGGAAGUUUGGCAUUUUCACGUGCUUUGAUGUACUGUUCCAUGACCCUGCUGUCAUGCUGGUGAAAGACAGCCACGUGGACACCGUCCUCUUCCCCACGGCUUGGAUGAAUGUUCUGCCGCAUUUGUCAGCCGUUGAAUUCCACUCGGCUUGGGCAAUGGGCAUGGGGGUCAAUUUCCUGGCCUCCAAUUUGCAUAACCCUCUGCUGAGGAUGACAGGAAGUGGCAUUUAUGCACCAGAUUCUCCCAGAAAAUUUCAUUAUGAUAUGGAGACCCAAGAGGGAAAACUCCUCGUGUCCCAGUUGGAUUCUCACCCCUACCGCCCUGAAGUGAAUUGGACUUCCUAUGCCAGCAGUAUUGAAGCCUUCUCAGUGAGAAACCAGGAAUUUAAGGGAACUGUCUUUUAUGACGAAUACAUCUUUGUGGAGCUCAAAGGAAUCACAGGAAAUUAUACAGUCUGCCAGAAAGAUCUCUGCUGUCAUCUAAGCUACCAGAUGUCUGAGAAGAGGUCAGAUGAAGUUUAUGCCUUAGGAGCAUUUGAUGGGCUGCACACUGCCGAAGGGCAAUAUUAUCUCCAGGUCUGCACCCUGCUGAAGUGCAAAACUACCAAUGUACAGAGCUGUGGUGACUCAGUUGACACAGCCGCUACCAGGUUCGAGAUGUUCUCCCUCAGUGGCACUUUUGGGACUCAGUAUGUGUUCCCUGAGGUGCUACUGAGUGAAGUUCAGCUUGCGCCCCGAGAAUUUCAGGUGAUGAGUGACGGACGCUUGCAGAGCCUGCAGCCCACCUCAAGGCCCCUCCUAACCGUCACACUGUUCGGGAGGUUUUACGACAGAGAUGGGCUGCGGGACGCUUCCAUAGACCUCGGGGCCCAUGCGCUGAGAGGACUGGUUAUGGUGCUGAUGCCCAUCCUAUAUGCAUUAUGUUGGUAGAAUAUUUCCAUUUGUCUUUCCUUCGGGAUAAUUUAAACAUGAUGGUUGAAGAUGGGGUAGGUCUGGGCUUCUGCUAAGAGCAGGAUUCUGAUAAAAGUGAAUGAUUAAUAUAUGUUUCUCUUUAUUUACAUUAACACACAUCUCAGAAAUACGAGGUUAAUAUAAUAGAUAUUAAGGUAAAUUUUAAAAGCUGUUUUGGAGUUUGUCUUUCUUAGAACUGAGGUAUUUGUACCAACUGAGUGUUACACACAUAUUAUGCAGAAGAAAUAAAAGUUUCAAUUAAGUACAUAAAAA
Messenger RNA from Cavia porcellus (domestic guinea pig), 2113 nucleotides. It is a transcript of the gene Vnn1, whose product is annotated as vanin 1. The record is from RefSeq and is a predicted model, not a curated record. The transcript has 7 exons. NCBI's taxonomy places the organism in Eukaryota, Metazoa, Chordata, Mammalia, Rodentia, Caviidae. Gene Ontology annotation, biological process: pantothenate metabolic process. Gene Ontology annotation, molecular function: pantetheine hydrolase activity. Bases 278 to 1819 code for a protein of 513 amino acids.